Messenger RNA from Ceutorhynchus assimilis (cabbage seed weevil), 818 nucleotides. Lineage: Eukaryota; Metazoa; Arthropoda; Insecta; Coleoptera; Curculionidae. The record is from the annotation of a GenBank genome assembly.
UUUUGUUUAGAUUUUGACCUCGUAAAUUAGCAGCAUUGGAAGCGUUCUUUGUUUAUCCAUUUAUUUUUGAGAUCAGUGGGAAGAUUCGAUUUCAUUCCAGUCAAUUUCCUUAUAGGAAUUAUGAGUGGACAAUAUAUUAUAUUUUCAGCUACAAAUUAAUUAAAAUACCUAUUCGUUUUCAUUCAGGCCGUUGUUACCAUAAGCAAACAGGUAUCAUGAGAAAAGGAGAGGUGAAACAAAUAAGAAAUAAAUGUACUCAGGCGAGCUGCACUGCUAGAGGAACCAUAGUGCUACUCUCGUGCGGAAAAAUGUAUGGCAAACCAGCGAAACCCAACUAUUCCAAACCCUAUCCGGAAUGUUGCAAUCAACCCUGGCUAAAUAUACUAAUUAAACAUUAUAUGUAAUUGUAUAAAUAUCUGAAUAUGCAUUAAAAAUUCAUUACCUGCAAUUGGUUAUCUGUGCAGCCUUGUCUUAUUUGAAAUCCAUAUGAAAUUAAAUUGAUUGGAAUGUUGAAAGAGACUAUGUACCGAUUUAAAAAAAAAAUGGACACAAUGUUACAAGAGACCGUAUUUAUCACAUAUGUCAAAAGAUGAAUGUGGAACCCUAUCGAAAAUCUUCAAAAAAAAAAAAAAAACAGUUUGAAGCAAAUUUUUUCAUAUUUUCAACCGCUAUAGGUGCUAUAAGGUAGCGAUUUACCCUACUGAACUUGUAAUCCAGAUUGAAUUCCUUUAGUGUUGUGCUAUUAGAUAUAGAAAAAAAACUGUAAGCAAAAAACUAAUUUUCCUCCCAUAUCGAUAUAAUCGAUAUGAACUUUAGAC